GUGUGAACGGUGUGUUCCAGUGCACGGACAUAGACUGCCCAGUUGACGGUGGUUAUUGUGAUUACACACCAUGGAUGGGCUGUACAGCAACCUGUGGUUUCGCACCUGCUUACAGGAUGAGAGACUGUGCAUGUCCAAGGCCAGCAAACGGAGGCCAGCUGUGUGCUGGUUUCAACCUCCCUCCGAUGGUCUCUAACAACUACACCGCUAGCCAGGUCGAGUUUGGCGCGUGUGACAUCCCAACAAGCUGCCCAAUUGACGGUAACUGGGGAGAGUGGGGUCCGUGGUCAGGCUGUGGAAACUGCACUGCAGGCAGCGAGGUUCGCGAACGAAUGUGUGACAGCCCAGCUGCCCAGCAUGGAGGCAUCCCGUGUGUUGGGAACCACACAGCGUCCAGACCGUGCUACGUGGACCCGAUCCUGUGUGACAUCACAUGUGCUGAGGGACAGGAGUACUUGUGCAAGUCCGGGCCUAGAACGUGUGCCGAUAUCCAGGACCACAAUGACUUUGAGGAAGGAGACACCUGUACGUACGAGUGCGGCUGCCCUGACGGCCAGGUGCUGCGGGAUGGAACCUGUGUAGACAGGGCUGAAUGUCCCUGCAGAUACAGACUCAUCGAGGAACCAAAUUUUGUCCCAACUACGGAAAACAACGGCACGGAAUGGUUUAUUGUUGAGGAGGGAGAAGUCAUCAGCUAUGAAUGUAACGAGUGUACUUGCCUGAUGGGACAGUUGACAUGCACAAACUUCGAAUGCACAGUUGACGGAAACUGGAGCCCGUGGUCACCAUGGACCAACUGUACCGUGGACUGCGGCUCCGGUGUGCAGUACCGACACAGGAGCUGCGAUGAUCCGCCACCCGCAAAUGGCGGUCAGGCGUGUGCUGGGCUGGCAGUGGAGGAACUCAGCUGCAAUGAGAACCCCUGCCCAGUGAACGGUGGUCCCGGCCCUUGGUCAUUCUGGUCGGCAUGCUCUGCGAUGUGCGGUAUCGGUACCAAGACGCGUACCCGGCAGUGCAACAACCCUGCCCCCGCUAACGGUGGUGACCAGUGCUCCGAGACGCUGUUCGAACAGGUGGACUGUCUGGAGAGUGUUUGUCCAGGUAUUCCAACAAUUUCUACCACUUGUGCCGACUAUGAGAUGUACACUCUGGUUUACUCUACACCAAGUCUGGUGUCUGGAGCCACCACACAGGCAAGUGUACUGACCACAUCUGCCCAAGCCACAACACCUCUGUACAUCCCAACCACACCACCCCCGUCUCCCUGUGCGGACAGUCAGUUCACCUGCGUGUCAGGGGAGUGUCUGAGUAGUAGCCAGGUGUGCGACGGUACGGCUGACUGUACUGACGGCUCAGACGAAGACAACUGCGUUGACUGCAUCCACGGCCAGUGGGGAAGCUGGAGCGACUGUUCCCUAACUUGCGGCCAGGGCGUGGCCACCAGGAACCGCGGCAUUACACAGCCUGCACAGACAGGAGGCGCGGAGUGUUCCGGACCGUUCACUGAGAGCAAGAACUGCUUCACAUCUGCCUGCCCAGUUGACGGAGGUUGGUCCCAGUGGACACCAUGGAGCGACUGUGAUGCGGACUGCGAUUUUGGAAUCGUCCACAGAUACAGAAACUGCACGGAUCCACCACCUAAGAACGGAGGUAACAUCUGCAAUGGUUCUUACCACGAGACGAACCUCUGCAUCAAUGAGCCAUGUGGACCAGAUUGUCUUGAGAAGGAAUCAGUGACAGCUGAAGACUGUCUUGCUGGGUUCGAUCCCUGCUCAAGAAGCUGCCAGGGCCUCAGCAACGACGUGACUUGUCAGCUGACGUGCCAAGAAGGCUGCUACUGUGCCGAGGGAACGUACAGUCAAAAUGGUGAAUGUGUGGCGGCAUCGGAGUGCAAAUGUAUCUACAACGGACAAGAGUACGAACCUGGCCAAAACAUCACCAAUGACUGCAACACAUGUGUUUGUGAGAAUGGAUACAUGAGCUGCACUGAAGAAGACUGUGCUGUUGACUGUGGCUGGUCUGUUUGGAGCAUCUGGACUCCGUGUGACAAGACAUGUGGGGCUGGUAUCCAGCAGAGAUACAGGUCUGGAAGUAACCCCCCUGCAAGCAAUGGUGGUCUGCCAUGUGAAGGCAACACUGUGGACACAAAGGAUUGCUUUGUAAACACCUGCCCAGGAACCCCGGCUCACUGGGGCGAGUGGGCGCCAUGGUCUGCCUGCACGGCCACUUGUGACGGUGGGGAGAGGAUCAGGACCAGGAGCUGUGUGCGGUACGAGGACACCCCGGUCACUUCCAACUGCCCCGGCAACACCACCGAAACCAUGUCCUGCAACCUCCAGGACUGCCAGGAGGAAUGUCUGGAUGAUAAGGUGUGGAAGGAAUGUGGAAACUGUCCCAGGACAUGUCUGGACCUGCAGGAGGGUGUAGCCUGUGAGGAGGACUGCGUUCCCGGCUGCUACUGCCCCGACGGCUCGGUCCUGCAAGAUGACGUCUGCGUCUCAUAUGCAGAAUGUCGCUGCACGGUCAACAUCAACGGUGAAGUGGAGGAAGUGCAACCAGGUGAUACUAUAGUCAAGAACGAGUGUGAGAACUGCACCUGUGAAAAUUCCCAACUUGUCUGUGAGGUAGCCAACUGCUCUGUGCACGGGGAGUGGAGUCCAUGGACCCCCUGGUCUACCUGCACAGCAACGUGCAUCGCUGAGGACGGCAGUGUGCCAUACCAAAUAAGACAUCGUGAGUGCAACAACCCCGAACCGGCUGGAUACGGAGAAUAUUGUGACGGACAGGACAGUCAGAUUCAGAACUGUGGAACACUCAGAUGUCCAAUUGAUGGAGAGUGGUCUCCGUGGAGCCCGUGGUCCGGUUGUGAAGACCCGUGUACGGACGGUUCUCAGUACCGGUUCCGUACGUGCAACGAUCCCGCUCCGGAGUACGACGGCGCCGACUGCGAGGGCAACACCCGCGUACAGACCAAGGAGUGUGACGAACCCUGCACUCCAGAGGAGUGUCCCUACACGAGCACAUGGGUUUCCGCAGAGGAUUGUGGGAACUCCUGUCCACGUACCUGCGCCGAGCUCAGCGCACAGGUUAUGUGUGACACCGCUGAGUGUUCCGGCUACUGCCGCUGUGACGGAGACAAGUUCUUCCAGAACGGAGAGUGUGUGGUACCAGAGCAGUGUCUGUGUCUCUAUAACGGCGAGUUCUACCAGCCAGGGCAGACGUACUCUGUCAACGACUGCCAGAACUGCACCUGCAUCAAUGGAAACAUGGACUGCACGGAGUACAACUGCCCAAUUGACGGGAACUGGUCGCCAUGGUCCGAAUGGAGCGAGUGUUCCGAGCCGUGCGACGGAGGCAUCCGCAGAAAGUACCGCAACUGUAACAGCCCUGCUCCACACAAUGGAGGGAAGCUUUGUGAAGGCCCCGAGAUCGCGACCGCUAUCUGCAAUACACAGUGCUGUGACGCUCCUGGGCCCAAUUGGAGUGAGUGGUCCCAGUGGACCAUUUGCACAUCGUCCUGCGAGUCCGGCGUACAGAAUCGCUUCCGCUGCUGCAACGAGAGCAUGCCGUUCGCCAACUGUACCGGGGAGAGCACUGAGGAGAGGCUCUGUAAUACCGGGGCGUGUGUCUAUGAUGGAAACUGGGGACCGUGGGGUCCUUGGUCCGAUUGCUCAGUAACAUGCGGCACGUCCCUUAUUGCUCGGUACCGAGGAUGCAACAACCCCCCUCCCUCUAACGGGGGCAGCUACUGUGUGGGCCUGUCCAGCCAUGUCCAGACCUGCGGCAUCCCUAGCUGUGAAACAGAUACCGUGUGUGCAAACAUCAGCAUGUCUUACUAUGACGAGUGCGGCCCUACCGGCCGCCCCAAGACCUGCCAGGACCUUUACACGUACUUCUGGACAUGCGAGGCCGGCUGUUACUGCCCGGAAGGAUAUGUACUAAACGAGGACAGGACUGCGUGUAUUGAACCGUCCGAGUGUUACUGUGUGGACGAGGAAACCGGUUUGAACUGGCCACCUGGAUACGUCCUACAGAGAGGAUGUAACCAAUGGUAG
This is a messenger RNA of Branchiostoma floridae (Florida lancelet), 4055 nucleotides long. Its product is annotated as SCO-spondin-like. Bases 75 to 4055 code for a protein of 1326 amino acids. The record is from RefSeq and is a predicted model, not a curated record. NCBI's taxonomy places the organism in Eukaryota, Metazoa, Chordata, Leptocardii, Amphioxiformes, Branchiostomatidae. The transcript has 36 exons. Gene Ontology annotation, molecular function: protein binding.